This is a messenger RNA of Arachis ipaensis, 828 nucleotides long. The record is from RefSeq and is a predicted model, not a curated record. Lineage: Eukaryota; Viridiplantae; Streptophyta; Magnoliopsida; Fabales; Fabaceae.
AUGGCAGACUCUUCCACUUCUUCCACUUCUCAAAGCCAUUCAGAGAAAAAGCAAACGUUCCAUUUUCGAGCAUCAUUCGAUACUGAAAAUAUACAACUCGUCGCUAAUAUUGGAAAAUUCCAUCAACACAACAAAGAACUCUCGAUCAAGAAUCUCCAGAGAAAACAAAGCUAUCAUACUCAAGAAAAAAUGGCAGCGAGAAACCAACCUGGAAGAAAUCAAACAAAAGACCUUAAGUGUGCAACACAUUUGUUAAAUGAUAAAUUCAGAAACAUGAGUGAGGAGAAGAAAACGAUUGUGAGGGAUUUGGGAUUCGGUGGCUUGAUGCACAUCCCACCACUAAGGGUGCAUCACCAAGUGUUAAGGGAGCUGGCUAACAACUUCAAAUUAGGGGAGAACAGACUGGAAAUCGGAUACGGUUCUUUUAAAAUAACACCAAAAAAAAUAGGUGAUGUGCUUGGCAUCAACGCAACAGGAGAUCUAUUUCCUCAGAAAGUCGAUUAUAAGAAAUUUUCUGAGGAUGACAAAGAAAUUUUUAGAAGAUUCCAGGGUAAGACCCUCAAAAGUCUUACAGAUGAGAUGAUGGAUAUUGGCGUUGGUAACGAAGAGGAUCGCCUAAUGUUCAAGAGGAUUUUCAUCCUCUAUAUACAGAUGGCGUUCCUUUUACCAACGACAAUAAACAAAAUCUCGCCUGUGCACCUGGCCCCAAUUUUUGAGAUGGACACCAUAACAGAGAGAAACUGGGGAGGGCAUGUUUUGAGUUUUAUCGUCAAGGGAGCAGUUGGACGAAAGAAUGACGGCGGAAAGAGAGAAAAAUAUGGUAAGUGA